This is a messenger RNA of Vitis riparia (riverbank grape), 765 nucleotides long. RefSeq lists its product as uncharacterized. The transcript is spliced from 3 exons. Lineage: Eukaryota; Viridiplantae; Streptophyta; Magnoliopsida; Vitales; Vitaceae. Gene Ontology annotation, cellular component: plasma membrane. The record is from RefSeq and is a predicted model, not a curated record. The coding region runs from base 95 to 682 and encodes 195 amino acids.
UCCAACACAUAAUUCAAAUCGUUUGUCUUUACAACUCCACCAUGCAUAUUCUUUCAAGAGGUGUUGUUUCUUCUUUCUCAUCAUCCUUCUUUCCAUGGCCAUGAUGGUGGGUGUUGCUAUAUUGACCAUUGUCUUCAUCUUGAAGCCCCAAAAGCCUGUUUUCUCCCUCCAAACAAUGAGUUUGGAGUCCUAUAAGCUAGACGUAUAUUCAAAUUCAACCCUGUUUAUUUCAUCUGUUAUUUCAUUAACUUUAAAUGCUCAAAAUCCUAACAAGGUUGGCAUAGGUUUUAGCCCUUCAAGACUUGAUAUCCUCUACAAGGGACUUCCCAUAGGAGUAAUACAUGUUCCUGGAUUCUACCUGCCUGCCCACAGCUAUAAUGUGCUUGUGAAAAACCGGGCUUUGUUUCCCUGUGUGAAUGUUAGCCAAAUCAUUUCCGAGGUUUCAAGGCAAACACUGAUUCAGAUGAGAAUACUAGGUGACAUUGGAGCUCACGUGCGGGUGUUUCAUAUAACCCUACCGAAAAUCAAGCUUGCCCUGGACUGCAACAUUAAUAUUGAUUAUCAAGAGCUCACAUUCAAGAAUGAAUUGUAUGCCAUGGCAGUAAAACAAAAUCUCAACGCAGCAUUUCCUGCUAACUUCCAAACCUUCUCCAAGAACUGUUCAGUAGCCUUCUUAAUAUAAACAUGCACUAUUGAGAAAUAUAAUGUAUCAUUUUGAUUGUUAACAGAGGUUUUGUUCUCUUAUGGCAUCCCUUUCCCAUUGGA